Messenger RNA from Varanus komodoensis (Komodo dragon), 3649 nucleotides. It is a transcript of the gene OIT3, whose product is annotated as oncoprotein induced transcript 3. The record is from RefSeq and is a predicted model, not a curated record. The transcript is spliced from 9 exons. Gene Ontology annotation, molecular function: calcium ion binding. Lineage: Eukaryota; Metazoa; Chordata; Lepidosauria; Squamata; Varanidae. The coding region runs from base 211 to 1866 and encodes 551 amino acids.
GGCAGGUCAAGGCUGCGCCUGAGCUCCGUAUCCCCUCAGUCUCUUCCUCUGAUAAAACUCCCAUAUCCGUAAUAGUCCUCCCUCCCUCCCUCUCUCUCUCUCUCUGUGGGCAGAACCUGCCGCAACACCUGGUGCAGCUCAGAGGGUGUUCAGGUGAAUCCCCAGCGUGCCCCUGGCAGGACUUAUUUUGCUGUUGCAGAUUGGAAGAGGAUGCUUGUCUUUCUGGUUCUGUCCUUUGGCCUCCAUGCUAAAGCGCAGCCCUUACAGGAGAACACCGUGGCUCUUGAUCCUUGCUCUGCCUAUAUCAGUCUGAAUGAACCCUGGAGGAACACAGAAUACCAGUUCAACGAUUCUGUGGAUGAACCGGAGUGUGACAGCCGUGUCGAUGGAGAAUGGUACCGCUUCACUGCGAUGGCUGGGGAUGCCAUGCCCACCUUCUGUAUCCCGGAGAACCACUGUGGUACCCACGCCCCGAUCUGGCUGAAUGGCAGCCACCCUCAGGAGUCAGAUGGCAUUGUCCAAAGGCAGGCCUGUGCAACCUUCAAUGGAAACUGCUGCCUCUGGAACACAACGAUCCAGGUCAAGGCAUGCCCAGGAGGCUAUUACGUCUACCGCUUAACCAAGCCCAGGGCCUGCUACCAUGCCUACUGUGGGCAUUUCUAUGACAUUUGUGACGUGGUUGAUUGCCGGGGGUCCUGUUUGGAUGUGGAAGAUUGCACGUGCUCUUUGGGAACAAUACUGGGACCAGAUGGACAGUCCUGCCUUGAUGAAAAUGAAUGUGACAGAAAUAAUGGAGGCUGCAGUGAGCUCUGCGUGAACCUGAAGAAUUCCUACCGCUGUGAAUGUGGCGUUGGGCGUGUUCUGGGGAAGGAUGGAAAGAGCUGUGAAGAAAUUGAAGGAUGCCACAACAACAAUGGCGGAUGCAGCCAUACUUGUGUCACGGUGAGAGACACCUACCGGUGUGAGUGCCCACGUGGCCUUGUCUUGUCAGAGGACGACCACACCUGCCAAGUCCCGGUCCUGUGCAAGUCUACCUCCAUUGAGGUGAACAUCCCUAAGGACCUUGUAGGAGGGAUGGACCUCUGGCUCAUCAAUGGCUCCUGCAGAGGUGUAUCCAAUGGCACCCAUGUGAACAUCAUCUUCUCCCUGAAAUCCUGUGGUACCACCAUAGAUGUAGUCAAUGACAAGAUCAUCGCUACCAAUAUGGUGACUGGCUUGCCAAAGCAAACCCCUGGCAGCAAUGGGGAUGUCAUCGUCCGCACAGGCAAGCUAUUGAUCCCCAUCACGUGUGAAUUCCCUCGCCGUUACAUCAUCUCAGAGGGCUACAUCCCCAACAUUAAGAACCCACCGCUGGAGAUCAUGGGCCGCAACCGGGGUGUCUUCCCCUUCAUGCUCGAGAUAUUCAAAGACAAAGAGUUUGAAGAGUCAUACCGGGAUACUGUCCCUACCCUUAAACUCCAAGAUUCUUUGUAUUUUGGGAUCGAGCCCUUGGUGCACGUGAAUGGCCUUGAGACUUUAGUGGAAAGCUGUUUUGCCACCCCUACGUCCAAGUCUGAUGAGGUCCUGAAGUACUACCUAAUUCAAGAUGGCUGUGUUUCCGAUGAUUCUGUGAAGCAAUACGCGUCCAGGGAUCAUCUUGCUAAGCACUUCCAGGUGCCAGUGUUCAAAUUUGUGGGCAAAGACAACAAGGAAGUGUUCCUGCACUGCCGUGUCCUUGUGUGUGGAGCGAGAGAUGAAAGCUCUCGCUGUGCGCAAGGUUGCCGCAGACGGAUGCGCAGAUGGACUGAGGCAGAGGAGGCAGAAGCCAGUCCCGUGGCUAAUCGCAUCUUGACGGGUGGCCCAAUUCGAAUCGAUGUGGAGGAGUAGGUCUGUCUUGUGAAUAGAAGCUUUCCCCCAUGUAUCUGUAAUAGUGAACUGUAGUUGGAGUCUGCUUUAAAACCAAAAGAGAAAGAUCAGCUUUCUCUAACCGUGCCCACUAAAUGGAUUGGACUAUGACUCCAGAAUUGCCUGUAUAGCAUAUGCUGACGGUUGUAGUCCAACCCACUAGCCAGGGUGCCUAAUCCCACUCGGCUGAGGAAGGCUGAGUUUUCUCCAGUCUUAUAGUAGUGGAAGAUUAAGUUAUAUUAAUGCCAGUUACAGGAGCUGGCAUUGUUCUGUCUGUAGUUGCCCAGCCACUAGCAGCACUAGCACGAUAGUACAAACAGCAUGUUGGCUACAUGUGGGUAGGCAGUGCCUUGCACAAGGUCUUGCACAAGCAGAACCAAUGUAUUUUUGUAAUUUGACACUUACUUAAGGAUGAAAACAGGAUUCCUGAAGGCAAUAGAAGCUUUGCACUAGCAGAAUGCCACGCCAUUGGAUACAAGCCCUUGUGAUUACAACUUUUUCAUUGAAAUCCCAACUUGCUUAUGUAAAACUCAAAUGCAAUCUGCUUCCAAAGCUUAUUUGAUAGCUUUCAUGUGAUUGAAUUAAUCACUUGCUUCAGAGGACCAAAAUGGUACCAAUGUCCAUUGGAAAUUAUUUAUUCAAAGAACAAUUAAAGUAUCAAGCUAAUCACUUAAGUAGGAGUUCUGAGUUUUAUCUACAAUGACAUGGAGAUAAAAACUAGGGAGAGGACACUGGCUACCAUGGACCAACAACUUAAACUGGCGCAUGAGCACACCAGUUUAUUUGUUUUGCAUUAAAAUCAACAGAGAGUGAUUUAAAAAAAAUGUUUUCACGGAUCUAGCUAUUUUGAAUGUCAUAUUAGCAUUUUGAUAGAUACUGAAAUUCUACAGCAAGGGAUCUUCAAAAAGUGAAGGGAACAAAUGGCAUAAUUUGCAAUCUGAACAAAUUUUGGGACCUUUCACAAAGCAGAUUAAUGCACAGGUAUUCAAAUAUCAGCAUAUCUUAUUUCCCUUCUGUCAAAGAUGGCUUUGUGAUCAAUGAUGCUAAUGCAAUUAAUUUGACUUACUGAAUUUACAGAAGAGGAACUAGUGAUAUUAAAUCACCAUUUCCUUUUUCAGCAAAUUAUAUGGAAUUCGUUAAUAUAAAAUUUAGAACUUUUUCACUGCAAUCCUCAAACUGCCUCUGGCAGAAUAGUCCAGAAUACCCUUUUUCUUUCUGUUCAACAUUGUUUCAUUCUUGUCUCUUCACUUUCAUUUUUGUGGAAGUCUUGAGAGGUGGCAGAUUGUAACCUAAAGACUUGUUUGUGUGAACUCUCAGCACUGAGCCAGUGCACUAGGCAUUCAAUCUAUAUAAUUCACACUGAAGAAACCAAAGCACCUUUGGAAACAGGUGCCAACACCUACAGUGCUGAAAAUUACACAUCUUUAACUUGUUUAAAUGUGCAUUGCUAGAAAGAACCCACAGUCUUAUCAUUUCUGAGCAGACAGUGGGUAUCCUUGUGGUCCCCCUCCUCCUUCCAACUCAUUCUUAGUUUAUGGAAUAUUUUCCAUUUUGCAUCGGUCAGAUCACUCUUGUUCUGCUGUCAAGUACAACCAUUGUGAGAGAUUAAAAAGGAUGAUGUCUGAAUUUUUUUCAUUGGGGACUACAUGGGAGACCACAACUAGCAGGGGCAAAAAUGGCCUUGAAUUCCCCAUAUUUGCCCAGCACUUGAGAGCUUCAGCUGUUGGGCAGUACAGAAAAUAAAUAAAUGAUAAUGCAAAUAUUG